GGGAGGAAGUUCCGUUCGUUGCAACCCGUACUGAAUUAUCAGACGGCACUUCCGGCGGGUCAAGAUGGCUGCGACCAUUCAAGACUCACGUGUGAGCGCGGGGAAAAAGCUGAAGCGUUCCCUGAAGAAAAAGCGAAAGAUGAAGCUGGUAGCCAAGGCUGAAAUCUCGAAUCUGGAAGAUGAGCUCAAAGACUCUUCUGACGGGGAAGGUUCGGUAGAAAGCUGUGACGCAGAAAUGGGCCAGUCCUCAGAUGAUAGCGCAGCAGAAGCCGACAGCGAGGACAAUGUGGAGUCCUGUGAGGAGGAAAAUGAAGAUGCUGCAGAGCCAAGUGCUGGGACUAAUUCUGGCUGGGCAGAUGCCAUGGCCAAAAUCCUUAACAAAAAGACUCCUAAAAGUAAACCCACCAUCCUCACCAAAAACAAAGAGCUGGAGAAGGAGAAGGAGAAGCUAAAGCAGGAGAGGUUGGAAAAAAGGAAGCAGCUUGAUAAGAAGCGGGAGUGGGAGAUGCUGUGCAGAGUGAAGCCAGAUGUUGUCCAAGACAAAGAGACAGAGAGGAACCUUCAGCGGAUUGCAACGAGGGGUGUGGUGCAGUUAUUCAAUGCUGUUCAGAAACACCAAAAGAAUGUUGGUGAAAAGGUUAAGGAAGCAGGAGGCUCCAUCAGGAAGCAAGCUAAGUUGAUGUCAACUGUUUCCAAGAAGGAUUUCAUCAGUGUUCUUCGAGGAAUGGAUGGUACAAAUGAGAACAGUUCUGCUGGGAAGAACCCCAAAGCCAGACAGACUGAAGCGAAAUCAGAAGAGGGCCCAGGGUGGAAGAUUCUGCGAGAUGAUUUCAUGAUGGGAGCCAGUAUGAAGGACUGGGACAAAGAGAGCGAUGAACCUGCUGGCGGCAGGGCAGGGACCCUUGACUGAGCAGACUGGGAGCCUCCAACUCUACUCCAGAGACGCAGCCUCUUGACUGUUGGAGCCAGGAGGCCGUUAUGAAGUACCCAGAUUCCUGAGAACCCCUGCUUCAGUGCCUCCUGAGGUGCAAACUGUACUAAAAUUGUGUUGGUACUACUUACAUACCUUGAGGAUUUUCCAAAAUAUUUGUACAAAGCCAUCUUCUGUUUUUCUGAGCAGUGAUGUGCACUUCUCCAGGACCCUCCAUGUGAGCACGCACUGAUCACGCACCAGGGUUUCCAAAGUGCAGUCCUACCUGUGAUUAAAGUGAGGUUGAUGUCAGAGUCUUUGUGUCUGCUCAGCUGUGGGAGGUGAUGUCCUGUAUCUGUUGUGGGGAGUGAUUGUGGCAUUUGUGUUAGAAAAUAUAUGUAGUAAAAUUUCAAAUUAUAACAUUUUUUAUUUGAAUGUUAGAACACUGAUAAAGUAGUCUAA
Molecule: messenger RNA, 1372 nt
Organism: Microtus ochrogaster (prairie vole)
Lineage: Eukaryota; Metazoa; Chordata; Mammalia; Rodentia; Cricetidae
Gene: Rrp15
Product: ribosomal RNA processing 15 homolog
Biological process (GO): maturation of LSU-rRNA; maturation of 5.8S rRNA
Cellular component (GO): preribosome, large subunit precursor
Source: RefSeq, a predicted model, not a curated record